Molecule: messenger RNA, 1319 nt
Organism: Lobosporangium transversale
Lineage: Eukaryota; Fungi; Mortierellomycota; Mortierellomycetes; Mortierellales; Mortierellaceae
Exons: 3
Coding region: 24-827 (267 amino acids)
Source: RefSeq, a predicted model, not a curated record
CAUUCUUUAUGUGAGCAACAUUCAUGGCGCGUAUAAAUCCGAUUGUAUUCAUUCCACCAGUGGUGCUUUUGCUGGCCAUUACUGGAAUCCUCAUCUACCGUUAUCUCGACAACAUUCAAGAUACAUAUCAUAGGGCUCUCUAUCGAUUGCGAGGCGAUCAAUAUCUUGACGGUGCCGAAGGAGAGGAAUUUCUACACGAGGAAGACUAUGAGGUUGAUGAUGAUAGCAACGCGGAAGAAGAUAAUCAAUCUCAGGCGGAACCUCAGGGAUCAACAACAUCAGCUAGAUUAAGGAUGCACCAUGAAAUGGUGCAGCAGAUGCGGGCUCGUGCAGGGUUCGCUCCUGAGCCAUUUCCUGGAGAUGAGCAACAAGGAGGGACAGGGAGAGCUGAGGAAGAAGAUGCCGACGAUGAUGGAGAAGAAGGAGUUGAGGAUGAGGGCGGUGCUGGGCCCUCGACUGGCGCUGUGGCAGGGGGACGAAUGAAGAAGAUUGGAAAGAAAAAGGCCGAGAAAUUGCAGCGCAAGGAGCAAAUGCGUGCCUAUCGCGAGUUUAUGGACAUGCAACGUGAGGAACGUCGUCAACAGGAAGAGAUGUUUAAAAUACAAGAAGAAAUGAUGCAAGAAGAACGACGACGAAAGCGCCGUGAGCAGGUCGAGAAAGAUAGGAGGCGGAAAGAACAGCUCAAGGAAAAAGAAGCCAAGGAAAGAGACUUGAGAAUGAAACGCUUAAAAUCAGAAAAGAUUAAGGAUGAGAAAGUUCGGCGGGAACUUCGAGCAUAUAUACAGGUGAUGAGGAUUUAUGAAUAUAACGGAUUUUUUUAUCAUUGAAAUCUACCAACUCAUUUGUUUUAUUGUUAUCUAUCUGCUUUCCUUGUAGCGAGUCAAAUCGUUUCGGCUGUCGACGCUCGCAAAGCGGCUAGGCAGGACCGAGGCUCAGUUGCUCAAGGAUUUAGCGGUAGUAGCUCAGGAAGAUGAGCUGAGGGCUGUUAGUUAUAAUAGUAGUAGCAGCAGCAGUAGCGCAGCAGACGGGACCUCAGGGCCUCAAAUCAUCCUGGCACCUAAUUUAACAACAUCAAUUUCGCUGGCGAAUACUGGCAUAAGCAUAAGUCCAAGCACAUCGCCAAUGCUAGCACAGGCUUCUACAAGCACAUUUCUUCCAAAACUAAAGCGGCUAUUAAUUGUGUAUGAUGGCGAAUCAGAGCAAUAUGUCGUUCUUAAUGAGAGUCAGCUGAAUGCCUUUGCAGAAGUAGUACGGCAAAAGGGUCGUGUUGAUCAACAAGAGCUGCACAAAAUGAGCGAGGAUAUUCUUGCCGUUGCCAC